CGCUGUGAGUAGUUGAUUAAGCGCAAUUCAAUCGCUGAGUCCAACCAAGCUCUAGUAUCAGCACCGGAAUCGUGGUUAACUGCAAUCACCCAUCGAUGACGUCACAUGCGCUGCUGUCGCUGACACUGCUGCUGGCGGCUGCCCAGCUGAGGGCACAGCAGAUGGCAGCUAACAGCGCGGAUAGUAUAGAGGUUUACUUCGGAAACUGCAAUACGGCGGACUACGGCUCCGGACGUUGUGUCUACAGCAGCAAUUGUGAUUUCAACGAUGUGAACUUGCUGAAGGCGGCUGGCAAAAGUUUUUGUCGCUCACAGCAGCGCCCUGAGUUGAUUUGUUGUCCGCGUGAGCAAAACGGGUUGCCUUUGCUGGCGGGUCACUCGCCCAAGAAUUCCUCCGCAGUGGAGCAGGGAAAGCCCUUCCCAGCUACACCCGCCACGCCCGAUGCGCUGCCGAGGCACCCGCAUUGCGGAACCUCAUUUGCAUUCAAGGUGUACGGCGGCCACGUAACGGGUCUUCUGGAGUUUCCCUGGACCACGCUACUGGAGUACACAGUGAUCGCCGGCGGACAGAAGCAGCACAGCUGCGGCGCCUCGUUCAUCGCCCAGCGCUGGCUGCUCACGGCAGCGCAUUGCGUGCACGAGAGCUUCGUGGGCGCCCAUCGCAGACUGACCAGCGCCCGGCUGGGCGAGUGGAACACGACCAGCGACCCGGACUGCCUGACGGCCUGGAAUGGCCAGCGGGAGUGUGCGCCGCGCCACAUCCAAGCAAGCAUCGAUCGGCAGCUGGUGCACCCGCAGUUCGAUGUGGCCAACUUGACCCACGACAUCGCACUGCUGCGUCUCGCGCAGCCCGUCGACUGGAGCCAGCUGCCGCACGUGGAGCCAGUGUGCCUGCCGCCCGUGCGAGGCUCGCGCGCCGAUCAGCUGGUGGGCAGCGCUGUGGACGUGUCCGGCUGGGGUCUGACUGAGCACGGCAACAUCCCGAGCGAGGUCAAGCUCAAGGCCGUGCUCUACGUGCAGCCGCAGGAGCAGUGCCGCGUGUCCUUGCGCAAACACGACUACACGCUCUCCGACGGGCAGUUCUGCGCCUCGGGCGGCAUUCACGUCGACUCCUGCUCCGGCGACUCGGGCGGUCCGCUCACCGUCGAGGCGUACACGCCCCAGAGGGACCGCUUCGUCUACCAGGCCGGCAUCGUAUCCUAUGGCAAGAGGUAUUGCGGAGCGUCCGACUUCCCAGGCGUCUACACCAGAGUCAGCAGCUACGUGGACUGGAUCGAGCACACCAUUGAGAGCAACAGCGACGCUGCUGCAGUAGCGCGCCCAUAGGCGACAGUUGUCGUAUCGCUUACUUU
Molecule: messenger RNA, 1351 nt
Organism: Drosophila navojoa
Lineage: Eukaryota; Metazoa; Arthropoda; Insecta; Diptera; Drosophilidae
Gene: Ser7
Product: serine protease Ser7
Biological process (GO): proteolysis
Molecular function (GO): serine-type endopeptidase activity
Source: RefSeq, a predicted model, not a curated record